GGCCUGAAGUGCGUCCAAAGUACUGUUGCAGUUGUUCCAAUGGAAGAGGCAGUAGUCGAAUGGGUUAUUUCUAAAGGAACAAAUGUGACUUUUACGAUUUCUCCUGGCGAUGGCAGCGCUGAACACACUCUACACACAUCUACUAAUGGUUUUUUCAAAAACUCAUUUGCUCAUCGUUAUACAAGUGCAGGCGUGUACAUUGUCUCCAUUGGAGCUAAAAACGCUGUUGAAGAUACUCCGAAAAUUGUAGAAUGCACCGUCUCCGUAGAAGAUCCGAUUGAUAACCUGACUUUGGAAAUACCAGUAACUCGAAUAAAAAUUGGCUCUCAAGACCUAUAUAUUGCAGUCGAUGAGAGCAUUACGGUAGUAGGAAGUCUAACUAGAGGGACUAGUGUCCUCUGCCACUAUGACUUUGGGGAACAAGUUUUAACUGGAGAAGUCGACUCUUUUAGCAAAACUUAUGCAUACAGCAAACCAGGAAUCUUCACUGUAAGUCUCAAUUGCUCGAACAGUGUUAGCAGUAUGUACAAAGAGUCUUUAAGGAGGAUCAUAGUUCAAAAAGAUGAACCGAUAGAUGACCUGCAGGUAAUGGUCCCUGCCACAGCCAAAGGGCAUCAGUCUGUGAUUUCACUCUUGAUGUCUUCCGGAACGGCUUUUGUUUGUGACUGGAACCUCGGGGACAACACAACUUUCCAGACAGAUGUAUCUGACAUAGGUAAAAAAGUCCUACAUCAAUAUGCUAAAGAAGGACCUUUUGACGUAAUUGUUAGUUGCAAAACUCGACACGGCAUUGUAAGAGCCCACAUCGUUGCUUGGGUGCAAAUACCUAUUGCUCACUUAACUUGUACCUCGUUACACCACUACAUCAUGGUAUCGCAAGAGACUCUUUUUAACAUUUCUGUUCAUUCAGGCUCUAAAGUAACCGCUGUGGCGGAAUUUGAAAAUGAUCAAAGACAAAGUGUCAUAUUUCAGGAGAGUUUCCUAAACUGGAAAUCAUUUAUUUUGAAACAUUCCUUCUCAUCGAAUGGGUCUUAUUCCGUAAUGGUAAAGGCAGCUAACCUCCUCGGAAGCCUCACCACAAAUUGCACACCCAUCGUUGUUGUGCAGAAUCCUCUGGCUAAUAUAACUUUGACACCUGACAAGAACAUCAUUCAAGUAUCAGACCUUGUUGCCUUCCGCCUUACGACAACAAUUUCGAGAGACUUCCAGCCCAGCCAUGCCGCUUGUUCAUGGUCAUUCGAAAACAAUUCGUAUACAACUGACAUACCUUUGAUAUUUACGGAAGGAGAACACACCACACUUCAUAGAUAUAUGUCCCCGGGAGAAUUCACAGCUAAGGUCUCCUGCUCGAAUAAAGUCAGUAGAAUUGAGCUCAAGACGAAUGUCACGGUUCUCAAAUUGAUCGAGCCGGCUAUGACAAUUUGUCUCGAUUGUGACCACUUUUCGGACCUAAAGAGGAAUCCAUUCAUUGAAUAUUUCGCUCUUGGUGACACAGUGACGUUGUCGGUAUCAUCUCAAAGCUUCGACAGGGCGUAUCACUGGAGAAUUACAGAAUAUGGCAAUCUUACGACAACCGAACAUCACUUUCUUAAAGUAGUUUUAAACAAAACUGGAACAUUCACGGCUAGUGUCCUUGUAGAUAAAUUGGUCGCCACAAUGGCAGCAUCAGUUAGAUUCAUUGUGCAAGAAAAGAUUAACGGCAUAAUACUCCGGUCUAGUGGUUUCACUUGGCUGAGGAGUGCUACUCGCUUUGAAUUCACCCUGUCAAAAUUUGAUGACGGAAGCUGUUUUAAUCUUACCUUGAACGACUCAUUAAACACAAAGAAAUCCCAGUGCUCAGAGGGGAAAACAAGAAAUUACUUUUUUUCGUGUAACCACACCUAUCUCUUCGAGGGUAAUUACACGGUUUGUCUCGUUGUUUUCAACAAGGUGUCAAAAGUAAUACGUUGCUUGGGGGUUGAAGUCUCAAAACCAGUUUGUAAGAUAGAAAACGUUUCGAUAUCGGCGAGGAAAGAAGGAACCAACGCAUAUCGAAAUAGCUUGAAAGUUUUGAAAUACAAAAGAUCUGAUAGCUUUGAGCUUCAAGGGAUUUUUAUCAACGGCUGCUUUUUACCGACUUCAAAGAAUAUCAAGCUUCUAUGGAUAAUAAAGCGAAAAACAUCUGAAAGCAAGGAGCCUGAGGUUGAGGGAGAAGACUCUGGUUCUGUAUUAAAAAUCGGUCCUCGUUCUUUGCAGUACGGUAGCUAUGAAUUUCAAUUUGUUGUCGAGCUUGUAAGCCUCGAUGUAAUUAAACUCUAUGGGAAAGUGGCAGAAAAUUACUCGAUCAAUGUGCAAAUCGUUCGUUCUCCGUUGGUUGGCGAAAUAAGCGGAGAAAAGAAACUAAAUCUGAGCACGGUAGACACCCUAAGGUUGGUUGCAUCAUUUCAUGACCCUGAUCUGCCACCAACGAUGGACCAACAGGGUAUGGUCUAUUACUGGUAUUGCAAGACACCGGUAGGUCCGCUUGCUCAGGCUGAACACUUUGUUCACUGCUAUGACGAUGCGUUGAAGCCUGAAAACUUCAUUAGAAUUCUUUCUUACGCGGAGUUCACCACAAGACUGAACAGCUACCAUGAAAAUAGAUAUUACAUAUUCACGGUCGUAGUUACGAAGUAUGAUCUCCCACCUUUGACAGACAAUGUUACAGUGUUUGUUUCACCUCCACCUCCAUCGCCACCCCCUCCGCCGCCAACAAUGGAAAUAAGCUGCCUAUAUAGCGAUUGUCCGCGUAAAGUUUCCCCGUCAGUGAAUCUCAGACUUAAGGCUGUUUGUGUACACGGAUGUGGAGUCUCCAAUCUGUUUUAUCGAUGGCAGUUUUUCAUUAAAAUGGAAACUGAAUUUAAAUCGCUGGAGUUUCCAAGCGAGUUAAACGUAGAAACCGAUGACGAUGACUUCAUUGUCCACUCUUACAUUUUUGAAAAUAUUCUGGGCCAGGGAGGUGAGGGUCUUGUUCAAGUUGAAGUUUGGAGAGACGGCGGUCAAAGGGGCUUUUCCAACAAGACUAUAACAGUUAAUGAGCCGCCAAUACCAGGCAACUGUUCGUGUAUUCCGUCGCUGGGUGAGGGCUACAAAACAAACUUUCAGGUCGUAUGUGAUAGCUGGAUUGAUCCAGACAAACCACUCCGAUAUAGCUUUAGUUAUGGCGAUGGCAAGACAGUUUUGACUUCCACAGAAAACCCUAGCUCCUCAAAACCUUUUAAGAUUUAUAAACAGCCAACAGAUGGUGAUAAUUCAAUUCUCGUAAGAAUUACAGUAUCAGUUGAAGAUUCACUCGGAAUGAGGUCUACCAUGUCUGUCUUAGCAGAGGUAAAAAAGGCAGAGAAGGCAGCAGUAGAUCUGGGAAGUCUAAUAAAUAACAUAGAUUCUGAAAGUACACCUAUAAACAAUGAGGAGCAAGCUGGAGAGGAAUUACAAGUCUUGGGAGACACUUUAGCGCAGCUCCAGCUCUCCAGUCAGCAGAAUUCUGUUUCAAAAACCGCGGUGUCAAAUGCAGUGACAACAAGUAGACCAACAGUCAACCAAAAUGGAGACAAGGAAGACGAGCAGCAGAAUGAUAAAGGAAUGGAGGCAGGAGACCAAUCUCAAGAAGUUAUAGCCACCACCCCACGGCCAACAAUGUCACCAGAACAGAUACAAUACGCCACAAUCAUCGAGAAGAGUAUAUCGAAGUUAUCCCUUGUCGCAAGCAUUGUGGCCAAAAGCAAUAAAACAACUGUUAGUGAUUUUCUUGUUCUGAGUGAUACCCUUGAGACAGCCACAGCCAAUACAGAUAUGCUGACGUUAACUGCACGGGACGACAGUGCGAGAUUGCUGAGCGAGAUAACAAAAGCUGUCUUAAAUAGACCUGAUGCACCAUUGUCCUUCCUUGAGCGGAUGGCAGCAACAAUUAUGAGAAGCGCAGUGAACAUGCUUAGAAGCUUAGCAAGGGGCCCUUCCAUAAGUCGUGAUGGUACAAUACAUGAUUGCGAUGAUUUAGUAAAGGAAAGGAGCAGAAAUGCUUCCAAAGAAAUCCUGAAAGCGAUAAACAACAUGUGCGAAGCUAUCUUAAAGAGCAAAACUCCUGGCGAUGGAUACACAGUGAUUAACACCACAGCAAUAGAAGCGAAACUUCAAAAGACACUCGUGAGUUUCAUCAAUAACCUUACGAUCGUCCAGGACCUUGGAAAGUUCACACUACCAAAAGACGAAUUGUUUCCAGAUACGAAUCAUACGCGUGAGAACACGUUAGGCCUUCAGAUGGUUUCUUUCGUGGAUAAUCCUUACCAAAACUGCGACAACGAUAACAUCACUUCUUCGGUGGUCGCUUUAGAACUGAAAGAAACCAAUGGAAGCAACUUGUUAGUCAGUGGUCUAAAGAAUGAAAUUGAUAUUCGAAUCCAUCACAAAUGGCGUGGUUUUGAUAGCGAUCGAGAAGCCUUUGUUCUUCAACUGGAUGAAGAUUCAUCCAAUUUCCACACUUUCAACUACAGCUUUCCCCUAGCUGCAGUAGCAGUAGAGUUUUUGUCCAGUAGUAAAAAUGUGUCUAGUUGGGAAAUCAUGAUAACACCUGGUAGAAGGCCAACAGCUGAGAUUAAUCUGGUCUCGUGGUCUUUCAAAGAUAAGGGGAGAACGUUUUUCCUUUUGGAGUCUAGUUCCUUCACAGAAAUGGGAAAAUACUUCCUGAGAGUAAAAGCAACACCUAGAACUCUAAUGUCUCCCGCACAAAAGAAUGUCAGUGUCAAUGUCUCGUACAGUCUUAAGAUAUCUGUUCUAAAAUGCCUUUACUGGGAUAAUAACAUACAAGGCUGGAAUCAUGAUGGAUGUAGGGUUGGGCCAGAAACCAGGUCAAGAGAAAUUCAGUGCCUCUGUAACCAUCUCACGUCGUUUGCAGCUCAAGUGGUAGUAGAACCAAAUUUCAUUGAAUUUGAAAUAGCCUUGAAAGGAUUUGUUGAGCUCACUGAGAACCAUUUGGUUUUCAGUGUGGUUCUGUCCAUCUUAGGCGUCUAUAUACUGCUGUUGAUUUGGGCAAGGAGACGCGAUAUUCGGAAUAAAAAGAAGGCGGAGACUAUUCCUUUGGCCGAUAACGACCUAUCAGAUCGCUACAAAUACGAAAUUCUGGUUUUAACCGGUAUGAAGAAGGAAGCUGGAACCACUGCCGACGUCUUUUGCAAUUUAAUUGGACUUGACGCUGAAAGUGGUCCACGCCAACUUAAAGACUCUAAUCAAACACGUUUCCAGCGAUCAGGAAUGGACUCUUUUCAUCUUACUACUCCUGAACAUUUGGGAGACCUAAUUAAAGUAACGAUUUGGCAUAACAAUUCUGGGUGCAGCCCAUCGUGGUAUCUAAAGCAAAUAAUAGUGCGUGAUCUGAAGACCGAUGGUGUGUUUGUUUUUAUGUGCAAUCGUUGGCUCGCCGUCGAAUUUGACGAUGGGGAAGUCCUUCGAACUUUACUAUCCGCAAAGCAAGAUGAACUUAGAUCUUUUAAUCAUUUGUUCCAUAACGUUACGCAAAGUAAUAUCAAAGAUAAUCACUUAUGGUUUUCUGUGUUUCUGAGACCGCAACUGAGCACCUUCACUACUGUUCAGCGCCUAUCGUGUUGUUUGGCUCUUCUCUACUGCACCAUGCUAACCAAUGCUAUGUUCUACCAACUUGGUGAGGAGUUAAACCCCUCGAAUACACUUCAGCUAGGACCCAUUACCCUCUCUCUGCAACAACUUUACAUCGGAAUGAUUAGCGGCCUCAUAAUAUUUCCGAUAAAUAUUGCUAUUGUAAGCAUCUUUAGAAACAUAGAACCAACAGUUUUAAAAGGAACGAAGGGAAAGACAUCAAAAGGACAAAAUACUAAAAGAAAAAAACGUGCACAGCGAUAUCAGGGUGAUUUUAAUAAAGACAUAGUUGAGUGGUAUCGAAGCCAGGACGCAGAAGAAGAAGCGAAUGGUGAGGGCUCCGAAUCGAUUACUGUGGGGUUGCCACCUGUCGAGACGGUCGAUACCGGGGCAAAGACUGCAGCCUGGUUAAAUAGGAAUGUCAACAGUUGUGACAGUCAGAGCUCCCUUGCUGUAUUGGAGGAGGCCGAUUGGCUAGAGAAUGAUGCGAGUUUUGAAGCAUCUGAAGACUGCGAUUUUCAAGUACAGUUCAAUGAGAAGCCUGGAGGAUCACUUAAAAGAAAGAAGUCACGAAAACUGCCUCACUGGUGUGCGUGCAUUGCAUGGUUUGGAGUUUUCGCCGUAUCAUUUACAUCUGCUUUCUUCGUUGUAUUUUAUGGUUUUCAGUUUGGCCGAGAGAAAUCAGCGCAGUGGCUUGCCUCCCUGCUGGUUUCUCUGUUCCAGGACAUCUUUAUAAGCCAGCCGAUCAAAGUUUUAUUCGUCGCUUUAAUUAUAGCCCUUCUUAUAAAAAAACCCAUAGAAACAACAGAGAAAUAUAGACAAGAUGGCGAUGACAUAGAUGAGGACGAAGAUGAACUGGGUAUUGAUAACUUUGAGGAAGGACCGCCUGAAUAUAAAAAGUUUAUGUUCAGUAGGUAUGAUCAUCAAAGGUCCAUAUCUUUGGAACCACCGAACGUUGAUGAGCUUAACAACGCCAGGGAACAGAAGAAAAGAGAAAUAAGAAUGUUUCAAUUAUCGAGGGAAAUAAUUCUUUACGUCCUCUUUUUGCUUGCCUUGUUUUCGAUUAGUUUCGGUCAACGUGAUCCUAAAGCUUUUCUCAUUGCCAAGCUAAUCGAGGAUACAUAUCUAGGAGGAGUAUACACGGGCCAGCAACUGUACGAGACCGAUGGAAUUGAUAACUAUUGGACAUGGCUAGAAGGCACAGUCCUACCAAGCAUUUCUUCAUCAAACAGAGAUUGGGCGGCAGGCUGCCAUCCUUUGCAGGAAUAUACAAUCGACUGCAAUUCGCGCCUUGUUGGUGGAGCAAGAGUUCGACAGCUCAGAAUUUCUGAAGAAAGCUGUGAAGUACCCGGACCUUUAAGAGGGAAAAUUUCCACCUGCAAUGAAUUUUACUCUUUUUUCAAGGAAGACGAAGACAGCUACUUACCUGGUUGGCAAAUAGCAAAUGUAACGGCAGAGGCAAACACGACGUCUAACGCAACUAUAUCACCAUGGAUAUACCAGACAAGCGAUGAACUUAGAAGUAUACCCUUCUUGGGACUUAUAGGGACAUACAGUGGCGGGGGUUAUGCGUUUGACCUGUCAUCUGCAAACGUAACGGAUGCUUACUUAAACAAUCUUAAACAAAACUCCUGGAUUGAUUACAGAACCCGUGCUGUCUUUGUCGAAGUUGCUAUUUACAAUGCUCAAGUUAACCUGUUUGGUGUUGCGACCUUUCUAACAGAAUGGAUGCCAACAAAUGGUAUUGUCUAUUUCAACAAUAUCAAAGUUGCACGCCUGUAUCAGCACGGGAAUGACUUACAGCUCGUGAUGCUAGUUUGCGAAAUUUUUCUCGCCGUUUUCGUUCUUGUGUUUAUGUAUAUUGAACUGAAAAAAAUUUUCACACUUCGAAGGAGCUACUUAAAAGAUCCUUGGAACUGGCUUGAAAUUGCGCAAAUCUUUCUCACUUUGACUUGUGCUGGUGCUCUUCUGCAGAGAACAAAUUAUACAAACCAGACGAUAGAAAGAAUGAACGCUGAACCCGAUAAGUUUGUCAGUUUUAUAGAGACAAUAACAUGGGAUGAAAUAUUUGGAUACCUAUUAGCAUUUUUGGUGUUCUUUGCUAACUUAAAACUCCUCAAGCUAAUGAAAUUCAAUCAUCGUAUUUACUUGUUUACAAAGACAAUUUCCAACGCCGCAGGACCGCUAAUGUCUUUUAUGAUCGUCUUUGCCGUUUUCUAUAUUGCUUAUUGUGUGCUUUUUUACUCUCUGUUUGGAAGUAUCCUUCCUGAAUACAGCUCACUUCUGGUGACAAUUGAAACAUUAUUCAAUACUGUCAUGGGAGCCUUUGAUUUUGAGAUAAUUAAAGAGAACAAUCGGACUUUAGGACCAAUCAUCUUUUUCUCGUUUAUGAUGAUUAUGGUUAUGAUCUUACUCAACGUCUUCUUAACUAUACUGAUGGACUCUUUUGCCGAAGUCCAAGAAGAUGAGCUCCUAGAGUCAGAGGACGCUGUAGUAGUGGAUAUGAUGAUAAAACGCCUAAAAUGCUAUUUUGUGAGAACCGACAAAGUAGACAUCUUACAGGAGAAUGAAGCUUUAUCACGCAAUCAUUUUGAAUCGGAGACCAACAUAAACUCGCACUGCGACAGUGAAUCUAAAAGUGCAGAAAUUCAGGGGGAAAAAUACGAAGAUGAACAAUAUUUGGACCAAUCCCACAGUGGCGGAGACAGUGAACUCGGAAUUCCACUUAGAGCUGCUAAGGCUGCAGAAGAUUCCUUCUCGUCGAUAGAGAAAGUAGGUGAUUCAAGACAAGAGAACCUCAGAGAGCCAGAACACUCAUCUAGCUGGUCUUCAUUUACAUCGUUAGCCAAGGAAUGGAUUGAAACGGAGACUGGAGUCGACAUAACCACACCUCGUCAUGACGAAGCUAGAAAAAUUCCAAUAGAUGACGACACUAGCGGGGUAUGUUCUGAAUCUUACGGACAACAGACGGAUUCUAGACGGUCAUCAAUGGCGUCCAAUAUGGAGCGAGAUGAGCCCGACGAAAAAUUUUAUGAGGAGUACUCAUCAUCUGUGGAAUGUUCCCCACGAGGCAGCCAUCACUCUAAAUUCACAGACAUAUUAACUGUUCCAAAAAGCAGAAGAAGCUCAAGCUCUGGGUAUUGCUCCUCUUUCGUGGCUACAGAUGGUUUUGACGGUAGCACUGAGCUAUCACGAGAUUCUCAAUUGUCUCAUUAUUAUGACAUGAUUGAAAAAGCGCUUGAUAAUUCAAAUGUUGAUUACGGGUCACUGGUGGGAACCGAAGAAGGAAAUGGUGCUCUGGAACCUGAAGUUUCCUAUUACUACAAGCUAUUAGAAGGCGCCACAAGAGACCGAGAAGGCAACAACGGCAACGAAACAAGAGCUCUUGAAAAAUUUGAUUUUAAUGAUUAUCAAAUUUGCAACAACAAUUUUGAAGGUCACUCUACUCAAGAUUGCGAGAAGGAUAACGUUAUUGACGUGGAGCCAAAACUUACUGAUCUUCUAGGAUUCUUCGCUAGUAUGGCCUUAAGUGAUCUACUGGAAGAUCAAGUAUAUGAACAACUUUUAGUGGAAUACGUCACUUCUCUUAAUGAAAUUUGGUUUGAACCUGAGCAUGAAAAUUUUGAGCGAAAACUUUUGAAACGCUUUGAUAAAAAGGCAAAGUGGAUGUAUACACGGCAUAUGUUCACUGAAACGUGAAAAGAAACGCGUGUGUGGCAUGUGCACCGCUGAGCCGAAGCUAGCUAUGCGACAGUUUCCGCGAAAACCGCAUUAAGAGACUAAAUUCUAUCAUACAUUCAAUACCGUAACUAUUUUCAUAAGUAUACCACGGAAAUGGUGAAGCGUAUUUGCCAUUCGGGGUCAGUUCCUUGCCCGCAACCUAAGUUUGUGGGGGUGAAAUACUAUCAAAACAUUGGUCAAAAUGAAGCUCAUCAAAGUUCGUCAUAGACUCAUGUAAAUUCGAGUGACACCACGAUCAAGCAGAAGUUUGUAAAUGACAGUACAUGCAAACUAUAGAUAUCAAACUGCAACAUAUGCACAUGAAAAUACUUUUAUUUACAAUUUCGUGAUAACAUCUAAAAAUAUAAACGACGACGGCUUCAAUAGCCUAACAUCGCCCUUUGAGUUGUGCUCAACAUUAACCUUAACGACAGUUCUUAUUUACAGAACAUAUUCUGGGCUGAGAAUUUGACAUUCUUGCAGUAAUUUAAAAUUGAAUUUCCCAUGAGAGAAAAUAUUUCCUUACCACACGGAAUCCUGAUGCGUCGGAAAAUCCAACACGCUCGGACGCUCAUCGCGCUUAGACUUUUUGACUGGUUGUUAUUCUAUACACUUUACCAUUAUUACGCAAAGUUAUUCCCACAAAGAGACCACUAACUAUACGCGAUGAAACCCAACCAUAAGUCUCAAACGGGUUUGAAAGGGAACAUUGACUCCGGAAGGCUUUUGUCUAUGGGUUCUAUAGAAAUACGGUUAACCAUUUCACUGACUUGCUCAACUUAAAUAAAGUUUCAACUAUAUGUCUAUCCCCAAAUUCUCAUUGCCUCCUUCUCUUUCUAUUAAUUUGCCAUUAUCUCCAAAAUCAAAGUUAUUUAUAGGAUCUCACGAUUUUUCUAUAAUCUCUCGCUUCAGAGUAGUGAAUUUGUAGCGGCGCUGAAAAUUUAAAUCUUGAAGAGUUAGCGAGAAACCCGUCCGGAUCCAAUGC
Stylophora pistillata is the source of this 10330-nucleotide messenger RNA. RefSeq lists its product as uncharacterized. The record is from RefSeq and is a predicted model, not a curated record. Gene Ontology annotation, molecular function: protein binding; calcium channel activity; calcium ion binding. Gene Ontology annotation, cellular component: membrane. Lineage: Eukaryota; Metazoa; Cnidaria; Anthozoa; Scleractinia; Pocilloporidae. Gene Ontology annotation, biological process: detection of mechanical stimulus.